Clonostachys byssicola is the source of this 2388-nucleotide messenger RNA. Lineage: Eukaryota; Fungi; Ascomycota; Sordariomycetes; Hypocreales; Bionectriaceae. The record is from the annotation of a GenBank genome assembly.
AUGACCCAGGAGAUAAUUAACAAGCUCCAAGCCAAUUGGGUCUGGGUUCCCGAUUGGAAUGACCAUUCUAGCAGGAACACAGUUGCGCGGAUCGUCACAUUCCGGCGCUUCGUCCGACUUACCUCGCUCCCUACCAAAGCUCUCCUACACUUCACUGCCGACACGCGAUACAAGCUGAAUAUAAAUGGCACCCGUGCCGCUAUCGGGCCGGCAAGGAGUAGCCACUCGAUAUGGUACUAUGACUCUCUUGACAUUGCCCCCUUGCUCAGGGUAGGGGAUAAUGAAAUUUGCUUCAUCGUCAUACGUUAUUUUGCAGCGUCCCGUGGCGGUAUGCCAUUCGAGAGAACUGCCUAUCCGGGAAUAACUGUUAUAUCAGAUCCUUUCGCCGCAGAUGAUCAGUCCUUUAACUUCGAUUCGCUGGAGGGGUGGCAGGCUGAGAUCGAUGAUACCAUUCUAUUUCCAAAGGGUUUGUUGGAAGAUGGCUUCCUCCAUAUCAGUGAGCGCGUCAACCCAGCCCAACCAGCCAAGUCUGUCUCACCGGUUCCAUACAACUUCAACACUCUGAACGGGGAACUCCCUCCUUGGCGCCUUCGUCCACGUUGCAUCCCGCUUCCAGAACAGACGAGGGUGACCAUCGGUAGCACUCGCAACUGCGAAGGUGAUGUUCCGUCAGGACAAUGGUUAAAAAUGUUAUCAGGGGAUUCGACCCUUACUCUUUCCCAGAAUUCGUCCUACAAUUUGGAUAUUCUCGCCGACGUCCACUCAACGGCAUUUCCCCGUUGGUCAUUUACGGCCGCUAGGACUUGCCAGAUCAGACUCAAAAUUACAUACUCUGAAGGUUAUGAGUAUGAGUCUCCGUCAUAUCCUUUCUUUCGUCACAAGGGCGAUCGUCUGGACUCUAUUAAUGGCCAUAUCGUUGGCCCACACGACGAUGUUCUGCUGAACAUUCCGGCGAAUGAGACCGUGGUGUAUGAACCAUUCUGGUUCAGGACCUUCCGCGUCAUGCGAUGGGAAAUUGAAACCAGAGAUGAAUCAGUCGACCUUAUCUCCUUCGCAGCCUCCCAAGUGAACUACCCCCUUGCUGUCAAAGCCAGUUGGUAUAAUGCCGAUGACGACGACAGCAAAGGUAUGUGGGAUGUUUCCAUCAGGACGCUGAGGAACUGCAUGUUCGACGGAUACUCGGACUGUCCUUUUUACGAACAACUGCAGUACUCUGGGGACUCUCGCUCGGUUGGCUUGUUCCACUAUCUUCUCUCGGGCGAUGAUCGACUCAUGAGACAGUGUAUCAGCAAUUUUGCUUCCUCAGUUACUCCAGAGGGACUGACUCAGUCCCGGUUCCCUUCGCAUGUUCCACAGCUCAUUGCCGGGUUCCCGCUCUACUGGAUUCUACAGGUCUGCGACCACCACCUAUUCUUUGGCGACACGGCGUAUGCCCGAUCCUUUGUGCCUAAGAUUGACGGGGUACUCGACUUCUUUGAUCGCCAUAUCGACUCCCUAGGCCUUGUCAGCGGUCUACCGGAGGAUGUGUGGCAGUAUGUCGACUGGGUCACCACCUGGGGCGCAACGAGAGAACAUCCUGAUAAGGGUGUCCCAACAUCGGGUAGAAAAUCGAACCGUCACACCUUUUUCAGCAUGCUUUACGCCUUCGUCCUAAAGCAGGCGGCUCGAUUGGUAAGGGAUGUGGGCCGGCCUGGGCAUGCCGAGGAGUAUAUUUCAAGAGCUGCAUCCGUCGUUGCUGCAAUCCAAAAGCACUGCUUCGAUGGAGAGUUUUUCACCGAUUCUACAGCCGAUAUUGCUGAUUCUUCGGCGUACUCGCAACACUGCCAGGUAUUCGGCGUGCUCUGUGAUGCCGUAGCCCCUGGUGAGAGCGCGCGCCUUAUUACUUCAGCCUUCGAGGAUCCAGGCUUCUCUAAAUGCUCCUACGUCAUGAAAUUCUACGCUCUGAGAGCGUUUGCCCUUGCUGGAGACGGAGUAUACGAGUCGGCAUGGACACGAACGUGGGAGCCUUGGCGCAGAAUGUUGAAUGAGUACAACCUUACAUCGUGGGAGGAGGACGACGUACGCCAGCGCUCGGAUUGCCACGCGUGGGGAAGCGUGCCGAUCUACGAAUACUGCGUGGAGCUGGCUGGCUUGCACAUUCUAGAGCCAGGUGCGCGGAAGGUUUUGUUCAAGCCACGUCUCAAGCUGAGUCGACAGAUUUCUGCUGUGGUAGCACUUGGAUCGGACAACACGGCAGAGGUCGAAUGGCACACGACUUCAGACGGGAGCAAGAACGUGAACUUGAUAUUUAAAAGCAAAGUACACCUGAUAAGUCAGUUGCCUGGUCAGGAUAAAAGGGACCAUGGCUCGGUCUGCCGCAUUACAUUACUCUAUAGCUUUGUAGAGUAG